AGUGACAAAAUCUACAGGGAUGAUAUAACUAAGGUUUUCCAUAUUGGGAAACGAAAGUCUCACUGCUACCCCUUUCAUCAAUCUAUAAGGAGGUGAGGGAGGCGAUUUUCCAAAGUAAGCACAAUUGCCCCUUUCGUGGUAGAAUUUUAUCAUAUGUUUUAUGAAACUUGCAGUAUACUAUUUCCCGAUGUUUCUCCAAAUAUUUAAGUUAAGAAGCUUCCAGAAAUUCAAUUUGGCUCCGGGUGCGUAUGCUCCCUCUACCAAGAAAAUAUAUUUUGAAGUGUCGAAUUUUUUUGAUAAUAAUUUCUACAUGUACAUAUCCACAAUAUAUGGGAGUUCGUCAAGUUUCGAGAAAAACUGAUAUUUUUUGUGGUCUAUAUAAAAAGGAGAAAAUUUAUGUUGUGACAAGUCCUAUUUUUAGCACCGAAUUUUGUUUUUUUACACACGUCACAAGAUAAGUCGAAUUUUCAUGAAACAACUUUGUAGAUGUGUAGCACGUGAAGAAGUAUGUGCAAAUUUUUUAAUAUUUCAAAAUAUAUCUAAGAUGUAUUUCAAAAUAAAGGGAUCAUACGAUCCCAUGUGCCAAAACACCACUCCCAGAGGCUUCAACUUUUAAUCCUCUUCAUGGUUCUUUUUUUUUUUGCUAGUGUUAUUUAAAGUAGUCCACCAUGACAAAGUGUUCUUUUUCCAAAAGUUUGGCGAACGGAUAGAGACAUCGAAACUGCCCAGUAAGCGAACUGGAAGCUUCAUCUUAACAAAUCAAUCAUUGUUCAUGCAUGGCCGUUGACGCGUGGACGACUUCUCGUGCUAUCAUAUGCUGAACUACUUCCACCGGCCGCCGGAAGCAGAUCAGCGAAGUAGUUCAGCAUAUGAUAGCGCGAGAAGCAGAUUAGAGGCCACACCUACUAGACGUACCAAACCACAAAGAGGAUGGCCGAGCCGACGUCGCUCCCCAGAAUUGCCAUGAUCCUUUUUUUUCGAUAAAGGGAAUAUAUUAAUAUCGAGAGAUACCAAUUACACCCAGCCUCUGCAACAACGCACCACCCUAAUGGCACUACGGAUGCAUACAACCAAAAAAAAGGAAAAGAAAACUAGCGACAUGUUACUUCUCUUCCACCGGAGUUCAUCGGCACCAGCGCCGGCGAGCACCCUCUGCAUCCCCCGUGAGUGGGACGCGCUCCUCGACUUCAAGGCCGGCCUCACCGACCCCGGCAACUUCCUCUCGUCGUGGCAAGGGGCGGACUGCUGCCAGUGGAAGGGCGUCGAAUGCAGCAACGGGACCGGCAACGUCGUGACACUCCAAGUCAGGACCCCAUGGAACAGUCCGGAGCUCAUAGGAGGUGAGAUUCGCCCAUCCUUGCUCACUUUACAGCAUCUCGACUGGCUGGACCUCUCGGAGAAUGACUUUGGUGGCAAACCCAUCCCAAAGUUCAUCGGCGACCUACGCAGCCUCACGAAUCUCGUCCUUUCUGACUCCAAUUUCGGCGGUCAGAUUCCUCCCCACCUUGGGAACCUCUCGAACCUAGUCAACCUCCAUAUCACCGACAAUAAUGAUUUAACUGUGCCACAAACAUAUCAGCUCAUCUCGCCUGAUCUCGCAUGGGUGUCGCGUCUAUGGAAGCUCCAGCUCCUCGGUUUGGCUGGGGUGGAUCUCAGUGCUGCCGUCGACUGGGCUCAUUCUCUCAGCAUGCUGCCCUCUCUAAAAGACCUUUAUUUAAGCUUUUGUGGGCUACGGAACACGAUGCCUCCCCCAGCACAUUCCAACCUCAUAUCGCUUGAAUCCAUCUCCAUGAGUCGGAACCCCUUCAACCAAUCUUUUAGUGCCAUCAAUUUUGUUUGGAAUCUGCCUCUGCCUAGCCUCCAAGCGCUAUCGAUGAUGCACUGCGGUUUCCAUAGUUCUAUCCCGGACGCAGUAGGGAACUUGACCUCCCUUGAAUACUUGUAUCUCGAUGGAAACCACAUCACUGGCAUUGACGCAUUUCCGUUGACCUUCAAGAAAGUGAAGAACCUAAAGGGGCUCAGCUUAACAGAGAACUUCAUCAACAUGGACGUAGGGAAGAUGCUGGAUCGGUUGCCAUCAGAUGAAUUGGAGAUGUUGUCUUUGGACAACAACAAUUUGACAUGGUCCUUACCAAGUCGUCUAGGGCAAUUUAGGAGCUUGACACGGGUUAUGCUCAGAAACAAUAAGCUUUCCGGAGAGAUACCACUUGGUAUACGGGAACUCAUAAAGUUGAGAGGCUUAUGGCUAAGCUCUAACAACUUACAUGGUACAAUCACUGAGCAGCACUUCCCGUUUGCUGGCCAGCUGGAGGUUUUGGAUAUCAGUUCUAACCAGCUUGUUGGCCCGAUUCCAACAUUUCCACCGAGCCUAACAUCCUUGGAUCUGUCUAGAAACAAUCUAUCAGGCACACUCCCAUCAGUGAUUGGAAAAUCAAUGCUACAAGUUGGCAUCCUCUUCAGCAAUUCCUUGUCUGGAACUAUUCCAUGCUCCUUGCUUCAGUUGCAACAAUUGAUGUUUCUGGAUCUGUCAAAAAACCAGCUGAGUGGUACAUUGCCCAAUUGCCCUCAAGAAUUUGAAACCUCAAAUAUUACCCUCCUUAAUUUGAACAGCAACAGAUUUUCUGGAGCAUUCCCUAUUUUUCUUCAGAGUUGUAGAGAGCUGAAAUUUCUUGAUCUGGCAUACAAUAGAUUUUCUGGGAGUUUGCCAACAUGGAUUCAAUCAAAGUUACCACAGUUGGCACUUUUGCAGUUGCGUUCAAACAAGUUCUCUGGUGGCAUCCCUGAUCAACUAACUAGAAUGAAGGCGCUUCAAUAUUUAGACAUUGCAAUGAAUAACAUGUCAGGGAACAUACCACAAUCAAUUGGGAAUCUCACAGCUAUGACUCUUACUCCCAAUAAUAGUGGUUCCCUUUCCCAAGUUGUCAAUUUUGGAAUCAGCACUAUGUUCGAGAAAACUACUGCUUAUACUGAUAGUGUACUUGUGGGCAUAAAAGGUCAGCAGCUUGAGUAUACCAGAGGAAUCAUAUACAUGGUAUCAAUUGAUUUGUCUUGCAACAGUUUAACAGGGCAGAUUCCUCAAGAAAUUGGCAUGCUGGUUGCAUUGAAGAACUUAAACUUGUCCGGGAAUAGUCUGAGUGACAUAAUUCCCCAAAGUAUUGGUGAGCUACGUGAAUUGGAAUCUUUUGACCUCUCACACAAUCGGCUCCGCGGAGAAAUUCCUGGGGGUUUAUCAGCUCUAUCAGCAUUGACCCGAUUGAACUUGUCAUAUAACAAUCUGACAGGAACUAUACCAUCUGGUAAUCAAUUAAGAACUCUAGAUGAUCAAGCGUCUAUUUACAUUGGCAAUCCUGGUUUAUGUGGUCCAUCUCUCAGAAGAAAUUGCUCAGGAACUGAUAUGACUCCACUCGCCCCUGAAGAACAUGAAGGCAUGCACGAUGUGGUUUCCCUUUACCUCAGCAUGUGCAUAGGAUUUGUGGUAGGGCUAUGGAUUGUCUUCUGUGGCUUUUUAUUCAAAAGGAAAUGGAGAGUUAUGUUUUUCUUAUUUUCGGACCACAUGUAUGAUUGGGUUUACAUGCAAGUGGCCGUGGGCUGGACUUCAUUGGCAAGAAAAAUGAGUGGCGGAUGAGAUAACACUCGAGCUUCUAUCUUGGUAACUAUGCUAUGCUAUGCUAUGCGAAAGAAUAGAAUUUAUAAUUCUCGUUAUGUGCCCACUAUUUUCUUUGCUGUGUAACGUACCAUGCUAAACUGUGACACUUCAUAUUUUUUAAAAUGUGUAUGUAUACACACACAUGUAACCUGUGUUGUAGAUGUAGUAACUUACAGCUCUGCUAAGCUCCAGUAUGAAUUCACACAAGUACUUCCGUCCCGUACUAACUUGUAAGAAAUUCUAUUGUAACCUACUAUCAAGGUGUUCCUCGCCUAUAA
Lolium perenne is the source of this 3924-nucleotide messenger RNA. RefSeq lists its product as uncharacterized. Lineage: Eukaryota; Viridiplantae; Streptophyta; Magnoliopsida; Poales; Poaceae. Gene Ontology annotation, molecular function: protein binding. The record is from RefSeq and is a predicted model, not a curated record.